GCCACGCGCGCCUUUCCGUCUCGGCGGCCUAAGGUGCUGUGUCCUUCUCCCGAAGCUAAGGCCGCUCCGUCGGCGACCGGCACCGCGCCCGCCAUGGCCUCCGUCUCCGAGCUCGCCUGCAUCUACUCCGCCCUCAUCCUGCACGACGACGAGGUCACCGUGACGGAAGACAAGAUCAACGCGCUCAUCAAGGCAGCUGGGGUGAAUGUGGAGCCGUUCUGGCCAGGUCUCUUUGCCAAGGCUCUGGCUAACAUCGACAUUGGGAGCCUCAUAUGUAAUGUAGGAGUGGGUGGUGGAGGGGCUCCAGCUGCAGCUGCUCCAGCUGGUGGCGCCGCACCUGCAGGCGGGGCUGCCCCUGCUGAAGAGAAGAAAGAAGAGGAAAAGAAAGAGGAAUCUGAGGAAUCCGAUGAUGACAUGGGUUUUGGUCUCUUUGACUAAUAAGUUUUAUACCCAUCUGCAAUAAAGAACAUGUAAACGUG
Molecule: messenger RNA, 479 nt
Organism: Cuculus canorus (common cuckoo)
Lineage: Eukaryota; Metazoa; Chordata; Aves; Cuculiformes; Cuculidae
Gene: RPLP1
Product: ribosomal protein lateral stalk subunit P1
Exons: 4
Coding region: 94-438 (114 amino acids)
Biological process (GO): cytoplasmic translation; translational elongation
Cellular component (GO): cytosolic large ribosomal subunit; ribosome
Molecular function (GO): protein kinase activator activity; structural constituent of ribosome; ribonucleoprotein complex binding
Source: RefSeq, a predicted model, not a curated record